Messenger RNA from Musca domestica (house fly), 3771 nucleotides. Its product is annotated as transcription factor SPT20 homolog. Lineage: Eukaryota; Metazoa; Arthropoda; Insecta; Diptera; Muscidae. The record is from RefSeq and is a predicted model, not a curated record. The coding region runs from base 634 to 2811 and encodes 725 amino acids. The transcript has 7 exons.
AACUAUCAGCCAGAUCAUCGCGAAUGAGUGCUUUGCGGAAUGCUCACCUCUUCCAAUCGAAACAAACGCCAGUUUCAACGAUCUACGACCAACGAUACAAACGCGCUGAAUACAUAAAAAGAAAAAUUGGUGCAAAAAUAGCGAUAAAACGACGAAAAUAAGAAUAUAGAAUAAUUUUGUUUCUCCAAAAAACAAAGGCAAAAAUCAAUAUCAAAUUCUUUAUAGCAAAUAUAAUUUAGAAAAGCAUAUCAAAUCAAAGUGAUCCAACGCAACGCAAGUAUAGCGAAAAAAAAAUCUGCGAAAGGAAAAUUUUCGCAUUGCCACAAGUUUAGAGAAAAUAAGUGAAAACGUUAGUUUAGUUGCAGAAGUGGCAGACGUUUUCGGUUCGGUAAUUUCGUAAAAAACGCUGGUGGUGCUAAUUGACGUAUUAAUCUCCAGUGCAAAAGUAGAAAACAAAAACGAGAAAAACCCUUUGUAAAUAAGCUAACAUUGAACGCCACCACCCCAACACCAGAAUAGAGUGUAGAACGAACACAUCUACCUACCUAUCUAUAUAUACAUAUAGUUUUGUAAUAUUGAUCUGUGAUUUUUUUCGUAUAUUAAUUUAUUGGAACUCUCAACAUUACCUCAAACAUGGUUGCUCAGUGGAAAGCCAUCAACGACAAUUACAAAAAUCUCGAGGGUUACAAGCGUGUAGCUUGGCCUCCAGCCAAUGAAGAACGGGUUGUACGUGAGUUUACACCACAGCCCCAUGCUCAAUACACGGCACCAUUGUAUGCUCCACAAGCUCAGGAACAAAAUCAACCCCAACAACAUCAACAACAAUAUCAACCAAAUGCUGCUGUACCAUCAACUCAGGGUCCAAUUUACAAUAAUGUCCAUUACCAUGCCCCAACACCACAACAACAACACCAACAGCAACCACACCCCCAACAUCCAUAUUAUUCAAAUCAAGCACAACAACAGCAACCAACAUCUUACAUUAAUGCCACCACUACUUCCACUAACAACAACCAUGCACGUGAAACUAUGCCACCUAAUAGUCAUAAUCAAGGGGAGAACGACGAGCCGCUCUACGAGCCAUUCCCACCCCAAACUCCCGAAGCUCCAAUUGUGUUGAUAGACAAGCAAUUCAGCAGGUUGCCAUCACAGGAGCCAAUGCAAAUGAACUAUGGUCCUGCUGCUUCUGCUGCACAGCAUCACAAGCAGCCAGAAUGGCAACAGCAACAACAACCACGUGAAGAACCACCAAAACAAAUGCCAGCAAGCUUUAACCAACAACCUACACAAUAUUAUCAACAGCAAUAUCUGGCAAGCAAUCGAAACCAACAACAGCAACCACCAACCCACCAACAACAACAUCCGCAAUAUCCGCACACUCAACACCAACACCCUGCACAAUACCAGCCCGCCGAGCCGCAUCAUGAGCAGGCGACUUCCACUGGCGGCCACGACUGGUAUUACAUGGAUCGACCACAACACAACCCUAAUCAACAAGAAUUUGCUAAUGCAAAACCAACUGGGCUAGGUCAGGACGAAACCCUCAGCCCAGCUCAGCCCAUUUAUCAAAAGCAAUAUGAAUCCUAUCACCAACAACGUCAACAACAGCACGAGUUCUAUCAACAACAAUAUAAAGAUGAACUUAAGCAACGAAUGAUAGCAAACCAAAAGCAACAAGAGCUACAACAACAGCAUCACCAACACCAGUACAAACCAAGCAAUCCACAAACUCAAAAUUAUCCCCAACAACAACACCACCCCACACAAUAUCAACCUUUCGAACGUGAUGCAUCGACCCCCAGUCGCAUGAGGUACCUGGAGAGAUCACAAACCCCCAAACCGGAAUAUGGCAAGACCGUAAGGCUAGUCGGUCAUGAUGGAUCCACCACCACCACCACCCACCCAAUAGCCAAACCCAUAUAUCAAAGACAAUAUGAUUCAUAUCACCAACAACGUCAACGACAACACGAGUUCUAUCAGCAACAAUAUAGACAAGAACUUCAGCAACAAUACCAACAACAACAACCAAAACAAUAUUCCCCACAACCCCAAUACCAGGGCCAGGGACCGGUAGGCAAUCAAUACAAUCAAUACCAGCAACCCCAACAACCUCAACAGCCCUACCAGCAACCAACAACCUGGGUACAGGAGCAACAUUUACCCCAGCCCUAUAAGCCACCAACUCAACAGGCUCAAUAUCAACAGCCCCAACAACAACAGCCUCAGUACCAGGCUUCAUCUUACCAGCCAACCCCUCAAUACCAGGCCUCAUCUUAUCAACCCCAACAGGCCCCAUUGAACAAUCAAUAUCAAACUCCAUAUCAAAAUCAAUAUGUAUCGCAACCCAAUCAACAACAAUUUAAUUCUUAUUCACAGCCUCAACAACAACAACACCAACAGCCACUUCAACAAAAUGUCCAAAAUGUCUCACAUGGCAGCGAUCAAUUGGAUAAUUUGAAACAGCAUGAUCAACGCGGUGCCAGUCCCGGUAUUAUUUCCUUGCGCAAAGAGGCUCCCAUCUCUCAGGCACCCGCUCCAGUCUACACCUCUCAGCCGGCAGCCGUAAGCUUCCCGGGUGAUGAUGAUCUUUCAGGCGGCAGCAAAUUGCGUGGAGACUUGAAGUGGCCACCACCAGAGUACAAGGAAGCUGCUGCUCGUGAAAAUGAGGAACGCCGUCAAUUAGCUUUGGGACCAGUCUGUAGGCCAAGAAAAGUCAAUCGCGAUUACAGCUCAUUCUUUGCCAAGAAUGCCUUGAGCCAUCAUUAUCCCAGCUACAAGGUUCCACCAGGUACCCAACAUGUCACCUAUUAAGCUCACCACCAACCACAACAGCAACAACAACCGCGUGCAGCUAAACAAUGGAACCCCUCCCAAAGCAGCAUCAGAACAAUAGCAAUAAAAGGAUAAAUGAUAAUACACCAACAAAUAGUUAGCUGAUUUAAAUGAAUUGUUAUAACGAAAUGUAAAAUACUAACCAAAAACAAAUGCAACAGCAACAACAAAUACUUUAAAUCAUAAAAAUUUAAUCAAAUUAGUAUAUAAGCACUAUGUAUAUGCAGGCACUUUAUGUUUUUGUUGUAAAAUUAUAGGAUUUCCUCUCAGGUUUGUUUUCUUUUUAAGUGGAUACGAACAUCUUUAUCCGAAAAAAGGGAAAUUUUAUACUUUUUUUCAACAAUGUUAUAUAAUAUAAAAAAUCAAAAAAAAAAUAUUAAUUAGAGUUAAGUGUUCCUCAACAAAUUCGAUGUUAAACAAAAAAAGAAAAAAAACUUUGUUAAAUUCACAAAACGAAUGUAAAUGUCCCCCAGCAAAGGUUUUGUAGAAUGCGCAAAGAGAAGAAAAAUAAUAAUUAUUGUUAUUUUUUUUUUUAGAACUUAAGUCCUCAAUUGUUAAGCUAUUUCAAUUUUGUAGCUUUCAAUUUAAACCAAAUUAACGAAAUAAAUAUUCAGACUAACCCCAAAAUGUAUUAACGAACUUUAAACGUUGUCAACCGUGCGAGGUGUACGAGAAAACAAAAAACAACCAAAACGAUUUCAAUCAAAACAGUUAUGAACUUUUCUGUUCAUAAUGGCCAUGAUUUACAGCGAUCAUAUUCGACUCGGUUCAUAUUAAGUCACACGAAUAUCCUUGAUUUUUUAUGCAAUUCGGACAAAAGCAUCCCAAUGCACGGUUAUAUUUUUUAAUUCAUUUCUAUUCAUUUUUUGUGUUUUAAUCAAUAUAUUGUGUUCUCAACGUUUAACCAAUAACAACUAUUGAACAGAACAGAAAGAGAAA